AUGGCGUGGUGGUGCAUGGAGGCGGCGGUAGUGCCACGACAAUGUGGUGGUGCGACACGCUGUGGUGCCGACGGCGUGGUCUCGGUGAAGGUGCGGCAAUCGCCGAUGACCAGCUUGGGAAGGGGAAGGACGCCCAAGGGAAAGGGGAGGCGACGUGGCUAUCGGCGAUGCACCGGUGCGGUUGCAGCUGGCCACCAGCGGGGUGGCGCCGCGGCGGUCGUCGACAUGGACUUGGGCCGGUCGUGGCAGUGGCCGUAUGUGACACGUAUUCAACUGGGUAAUCCGCCAAAGAAUUUCAGCGUGCUAAUUGAUACCGCGAGUAUAAUGUCAUGGGUUUCUUGCCGGACACCAGGUGGAUCUAGUGUUAGUUCCUUACCAGGAAUAUUUGACCCUAGAUCAUCAUCUACAUCAUCUCUGAUAUCAUGUUCAGACAAGACAUGUCAAGCCAUGAUCCCCGACCUUGCAGUGUGCAGCAAAUCGAGUGAUUCCUGCGAGUGGCAUGUACUCUAUGGUUCUGGAGUUGCUGUGUAUUCUAACACAACGGGAUACUAUAUAUCUGACGUGGCGCAUUUAGAGAUUCUCAAUGCAGUUGGACACACAUCGUCUGCUCCCGCCACUAUUAUUUUUGGCUGUAGCACUUUACGGUCAGGUGAACUGGCAGAGGCAAAAUUUGAUGGCAUUUUAACCUUUGCGCCGCAUCAAAUGUCCUUCAGUUCACAGCUGCAUUCUCAGGGGUUAAUCCCUGGCGUCUUCUCUCUAUGCUUGAAGAGUGCAUAUUGGGGCGGUAUCCUUGUAUUUGGAGAAAUUUUGGAGGAGGGAAUUGUUUACACUUCACUGUUACCUUCACCGAUUUUUUUCCAACUGUAUCUGGAGAGUAUCGCUGUGAAUAGUCAAGAGCUUCCAAUUGAACCGUCAUUUUUUAGACCAUCACGUAAACAUGUAACCAUUGCAGAUUCAGGAACUUCAUUGACGUACCUGGCAGAUGGUGCCUAUGACCCAUUCAUCAAUGCGAUAACUGCAGCAGUGUCUCCACAUGUACGCCUGGUCAAGAAUUCAGAUCGGUGCUUCGUUACAUCUAUCAAUAUUGAUUUAUCAUUUCCAACACUGACACUGCACUUUACGGGCGGUGCUGUAAUGAAGCUUAAGCCAAACAAUUAUUUACGUUCUGUAAGUCCGAAAGAGGAUGAAGUAAUUUACUGUAUUGCGUGGAAAAGGAACUAUGGCGAACAAAUAACGGUACUUGGAGAUAUUGUACUGAAGGAUAAAAUUAUUGUUCAUGAUUUGGAGAACAUGCUCUUCGGUUGGAUGGAUUUUGAUUGUAAGUUCUAA
Messenger RNA from Triticum turgidum subsp. durum (durum wheat), 1329 nucleotides. NCBI's taxonomy places the organism in Eukaryota, Viridiplantae, Streptophyta, Magnoliopsida, Poales, Poaceae. The record is from the annotation of a GenBank genome assembly.